Molecule: messenger RNA, 3370 nt
Organism: Schistosoma bovis
Lineage: Eukaryota; Metazoa; Platyhelminthes; Trematoda; Strigeidida; Schistosomatidae
Source: the annotation of a GenBank genome assembly
GUAGUAGUAGUGGUGGUAGUAAAGGUACAGUGUUUUAUGUUUUACAUCAAAAUGAUUCUCAUUGCAUUGAGGAAAAAAUUGUUGUUAAACAUAUGAGACAUAAAAAAGAAAGCAGAACAAUCAUAAUGAUAAUGCAUCGUCUGAAUUAUUCAUACAACUUACAAUAUAUAGUUAAUCUAUAGGAAAUAAAAGAAAGAAAAAAGGGGGAAGGGUUUUUUCCCUUAUGAAAAUGAAAACUAUCUAUAUGCAUAUGUACAAUACCGGUGAAUUAUGUUUUUACUUCUUUUUUUUUUUUCAAAAAAAUAAAGAUUUCACCUUAGUUUCAAUGUUUAUUGGACAAUUGACUAGUUUUGUUUUGUUUUUUUUCUGUUGCUGCUUAGUUACUGUCUAUAAAGAUUAAAAAAAAAAAGAAAGCAAAAGAAAAGAAGAAAAGAAAAAAAAUUUAUAAUCAUAUACCAAAUUCAGUUCAUUUACAAACUAAUCUGCGUAUGGAGAAAAAAAUUUUUGAAAAGAAAAAAUUAAUUAAAGAAUAAAGAAAUUCAAUGGAAUAGUGUUGUAAUGAUAUUUGAGAAACUUCAAAAUAUUGAACAAUUGAAAUCAUUGAACAUUGAACAAUUGAAUUCAUUGAAUGUUGAACUAUUGAACUUAUUGAACAUUGAACAAUUGAAUUCAUUGAAUGUUGAACUAUUGAACUUAUUGAACAUUGAACAUUUGAACUUAUUGAACAUUGAACAAUUGAAUUCAUUGAAUAUCACAUUAUUUAAUUUAAUUCUUUUCAUGUUUUGUAUAAAAUUUAAAAUAAACCAUCAUAAAUUAUCAUUAAAUGAAAUUGAUAAAAAUGAAAAAUUGAAUUUUAAAAAAAAAUUAAAAAAAUUAUUACAUCAUCAUAAAUUCUUACGUUAUACUAUAGAAGAAGAUCAAUUUCGUGAUGAACAUUUAAUAGAAAUUGAUUCAAAUUCAAAAUGUAUUAAAUCAAAUGAAUCCAUUGCAAAUCAUAAUCAUUCUAUUCUAUCACAACAAUUAACCUUAUUACAUCAUAAUCAAUUAUCGAAUUCAUUGAAUAAUAAUAAUAAUAAUAAUAGUUUACCAAUUAAAUUAUCCAAUAAUUUAGAUCUAAAUCAAUCCAAUGAAAAACACUACCAUCACAGUCACCACCACUACCAACAACAACAACCAUCAUUACCAUUCACUGUAUGGUUCAUCAAAGUUGCAAAGAAGUUUCUUCAUUGGAAAAAUACUUUCAUUCAUAUUAAUUUAUUAAAACAAUCUAAUUAUUCACAUAUUAUAAAUGAUAACCCUAUUGAAGACUAUCAGAAUACAAUCCAUUUGAAUAGAAUUGAAAAUGAUAAUUUAAACAAAAUAACAAUUCAGAAAAAGCUAAAUGAUAAAGGAACUUUUGGAUUAAAUAUACAACAUAUUAAACAAAAAGCUAAUAGUUUAAAAGAACAAGGUAGAAAAGCUAAAGUCUAUCAUGGUUAUCCUAUUUGGACGGAUACUAAAAGUGUUAUACAACAAUUUUCAAACAGAAUAUCAUCAAAUUCCACUACUCAUUAUCAUUUAUCACCAUAUAGACAAUGUGAUUCACAAAGUGAUUUAUUUGAUCCAAUUUAUUCAGCAAUUCAAUAUCCUUUGAAAGAUACAUUACAAUCAACACAUUCAUCAUUAUGGGAUCAUUCAUCAGUGUCAGUUCAUCAACCAUAUGCGAAAGAUCGUCUUCUAGUUAGAAAUAUUUGGACAAGUCAGGAUUCAGUUGUCUCCGAUGCACAUGUCUAUUGUGAAUUAAUUGAAUUGAAAUCCAAUAAAACUCACUAUCCAACUAACAAGAAAUUGGAUUCUAGACCAUUUUAUAAAGAUUAUUCGUCUUGUAGUUUACGCUCAUAUGAAAAUCAAUGUUUUCAAGAUGUUAUCUCAGAUAAAUGUUCAAAUGAACAACCGCCAAAAUUACCACAUCGAAAUUAUGGAGAAAGUACUUUGAAUAUGGUUGCUAAUUUACGUUUAUGGGCAACAAGAAAUAAACAAAAAUUUUUAAAAAAUUUACAUAAAAUCAAUAAAUUACAUAAACAUGUUUAUUCUAUGUCAGAUAUGACAUGGAGAUUAAAUAAGAAACGAAAUAUUUAUGAUUUACCUUUAUAUAAAACAAAAACUUAUACAGAACAAUCAUCAUUAAGAACAUCAUAUCGGUAUCAUAAACACAAUAAUUUGGGGAGUAGAAAUUCUGUAGAAAAACCUAAAGAUUACGAUGAAUUAACUAACCGAAAUACAAGAUCAACUUUUUCUGAAACUGAUAUCGUCUCACUGGAGAAUCUUAAUUCACUUAAUAUUUGGGGUUCACAACAACGGAAGGAUCCGAUAAUUUCAACUUGCCAUUCUAAUGAAGCUUUUUCUUUGGAAGCAAAUAUACAAUUAACAAAACAUUCGACCAACUUCAAUGAUAGAUGCAGUAAUCUUAGACAUAUCGAUAGUGAAUUUGAUAUUACAGAAUUAUCCCCCAUUUAUAGAAGAAACAAAUCUCCAAGAAGUAAACAAUUAAAAAUGAAUCAUUCAUUAUAUCCAUAUUUGACAUCCACAUCAUUCACACCAUUAUAUCAUAUUUACAUUCCAAAUCAACGUAAACAAUCUAAAGAGAAUUUCCAUUCAUAUACAAGUGAUGUUCGUUCGCAAUGUAAUAAAGUGAAUGAUCAAAAUAAUACAAUUCAUUCUUAUCUAUCUAAUCUAAUGUUAUCUGAAGAAAUUCCCUGUUGCACUUCUUCUCCUCCUCCUACUCCUUAUUUAUGUAUGCCACCAUUAAUGGAACGUUCUAUGGAAGAUGAUGAAUAUCAUUUAUGCAAAUGAUUGUAAAACAUUCAAAUUACGGUUUUUUGUAUAUUUCUUUUUCGAUACAAUAUGUAUCACCAUUUACAAUUCAGGUUAUUUAUAAAUUGUAUAUAGAUUACUUAGUUACUUACUUACGCCUGCUACUCCCGAUGGAACAUAGGACGCCAACCAGCAUUCUCCAACCCAUUCUGUCCUGAGCCUUCAUUCAUAGUUCUAUUUAAUUUUUUUUUCAAAUUGUAUAUAGAUAAUACACAAUAAUUAUCGAACUACUUAUUUCACUACAUAAACUUUGGUACAAAGAGGUACUGAAUAUAUAUUCGGCAAAGAAAUCAUUCGAUUUGUGUGAGGGUUGCGAUACUGACCGAGCAGUUAGCAACGCAAGGUGUUCAGAGGUUAACUACUGACAUUUUCUGAAUAUAAAGUUACAUUUUAGGACUUCUGAUUUUGAAGACCUCUAGGAUUUAAGUUCCUUAGUGCUAUUCAUGAAAUGAAUCCCUUAACAUCUAUAAUUGCUGAGUAGUGUUGGGGGUGAUUGGAAGAAAGUUAGGGGCGGCCA